CAUAUUAGUACCCGUACCUCCCUGACAGCUGAACAUUCAGUUUCGUUCUGACUCGUGCUGCUGCAGAGUUUUUACUCAGAAACUUCCCACUAUGGCUUUUCAGUGUCAACGGGACUGUUACCUGCAGGAGUUUGACACCUCCGUCGUUUCCUGCUGUGCCGCUGAGUUAAAGCAAGAAGUCAAUGGAAAGAAAGAAACUGUCAAGGGCUUCAACGUCAAGCUCCAAGACACCAUCUUGUUUCCUGAGGGAGGUGGACAACCAGACGACCACGGGCUGAUCGGAGAUGUCCCCGUUUUGAGGGUGACGAGACAGGGACCAGAUGCCGUACACUUUGUGACCUCCCCCCUGGAGGUGAGCAAGGAGGUGCACGUGAAGGUGGACUGGGAGAGGAGGUUUGACCACAUGCAGCAACACUCAGGUCAACAUGUGAUCACAGCAUUGGCCGAUUCCAUGUUUGGAUUCAAGACCACAUCCUGGGAACUGGGGCGUCAGAGAGGCACCAUUGAGCUGGACACUCCCUGUGUAAAGCCUGCGCAGCUCCAGGCUCUGGAGGAAGUUGUUAAUGAGAAGAUCAGAGCUCAUGUCCCUGUCACUGUUCAGCUGCUCUCUAUAGACGACCCCGGUGUAGAAAAGGUGAGGAGUCGCGGGCUGCCAGAGGACCAUGCCGGGCCGAUUCGGAUCAUCGAUAUCGAGGGUAUCGAUGCCAACAUGUGCUGUGGGACACAUGUGUCUAACCUCAGCCACUUACAGGUUAUCAAGCUCCUGGGAACUGAGAAAGGAAAGAAAAACAAGACCAACCUGAUCUUCCUGGUAGGAAACCGAGUACUGAAGUACGCUGAGAAAAGCUACAGCACAGAGCGCUCACUGGUUUCCCUCCUGAAGACCGGACCUGAUGAACAUGUUGAGGCGGUCGACAAGUUGCAGAAAUCUGGAAAGCUGCUACAGAAAACAAACCUGUCACUGCUGCGAGACAUGGCCAUCCUCAUUGCUCAGAAUUUUAAAAACAACCCCCAAAGAGGAAACUUCUUCACCUUGCACAAGAAGGAGGGGGACAAUGAGUUCAUGAAUAUUAUUGCCAAUGAACUAACUACUGAGGAAACCUUGGUUUUCCUCACUGUUGGAGAAGAAAAGGGACCAGGUUUGUUUCUACUGGCUGGGCCCAGUGGACAAGUAGCCGAGAUGGGACCCCGGGUGUUGGAGAUGCUCCAAGGGAAGGGGGCAGGCAAGAACGGACGUUUCCAGGGCAAAGUCAACAGUCUGGCUCGGAGAGGAGAGGUGGAGGCUUUACUUCAGCAGAACUGCAAACAUCACACCUCAGAGGAAAAAUAAAGCCGACAAUACGGAAACACAAAUUAAGAAAUUGACUUGAUGGUCCUAAAUUUUCAUAUUUUGUGAUAAAUACGAAAGGAUGGGUAAGGGAUUAAUCAUCCAUGUGACUGAAACCGGACGUUUUCCUGAAAUUAUCUAGAUAUUUUCCAGAGGGGCUCUAUGUGAGAACGCAAAUGUCAGAGUCAAUUGUUCUGGACAUUUUCCAGAAACUCUCCUAGCAGCCCCACCUGGUAAAAUCCAUUUGAGAAUACAAAGGGAAUAUUUCUAAAUUGAUAGCAAGCUGGGCUUGUUGUUUCCCAGUAGUGACGGACGUGAAACAAGAAUACAAAUAUCUCAGGAUGAAAAAUAGGAGCCAUACAUGUAGAAGACACCAACAAAGAAUUCAACUUGGAAAGAUGAGAUUUGAGAGCUUUUGGUGAUAUCGUUGUAGCCAUGUUGUAAACACGUGAUUUUCCACAGCAGUAUUUUACGUCAUGCCUCUUGUAUACCCUAUAUACAUUUUCUGGGACUUUGGUACAACACGUGCCUUACAUAUCUGAACGUUUAAUGUAAUUUGCUUUCAAUAUUCAUUUGAAACCUCACCGUUCAAUUAAAAGUCUAAUCACAGAAAAUACAAUUGGAGUUUUUUUUCCCCCAUUCAGGUUAACUACUACAUGUUGGAGGUGAAUUUACUUUUAACUGCCAUGCUCAAGGGCAUCACAAUCUGCAAUUUAAAAGAUAAUGUAAAAUCCUGCUCCUCACACUGCUGUUUGACACACAAAUGUACUUUCCUCAUGGAUAAAUAAAUACAGACACCUGAUGAA
Pleuronectes platessa (European plaice) is the source of this 2133-nucleotide messenger RNA. It is a transcript of the gene aarsd1, whose product is annotated as alanyl-tRNA synthetase domain containing 1. The transcript is spliced from 12 exons. Gene Ontology annotation, biological process: regulation of translational fidelity; tRNA aminoacylation. Gene Ontology annotation, molecular function: ATP binding; Ser-tRNA(Ala) deacylase activity; aminoacyl-tRNA ligase activity. The record is from RefSeq and is a predicted model, not a curated record. The coding region runs from base 92 to 1330 and encodes 412 amino acids. Lineage: Eukaryota; Metazoa; Chordata; Actinopteri; Pleuronectiformes; Pleuronectidae.